Messenger RNA from Henningerozyma blattae CBS 6284, 1101 nucleotides. It is a transcript of the gene OST6, whose product is annotated as dolichyl-diphosphooligosaccharide--protein glycotransferase. Lineage: Eukaryota; Fungi; Ascomycota; Saccharomycetes; Saccharomycetales; Saccharomycetaceae. Gene Ontology annotation, cellular component: oligosaccharyltransferase complex. The record is from RefSeq and is a predicted model, not a curated record. The transcript has a single exon. The coding region runs from base 1 to 1101 and encodes 366 amino acids.
AUGCUAACUAUACUAAGGGUUUUUCUUCUUAUAUUUUAUGUUUGCCAAUCAAUAGUGUUAGGUGAAUAUUUAACCCCAGAGCAAUUACUCAACCUAAGAGAUGAGGAUGGGCUUAUAAGAAUUACCCCAGAAAAUUAUAAUCAAUUGAACCAGCGUUUCGAAGAAUGGCAUCAAGUAUUAUAUUUGACAAUGGGGCCAGAUCCAAACACAGGAGAACCUAUUUGCCCAGUAUGUGGUCCUUUUGAAGAAACAGUUAGAAGAGCAGCAAAGUUCAUAAUGGAAAAUUCACCAGAUACUAAAGUUUUAUUUUAUGUUUCUGAAGUUGAAAAGAAUGCAGAUAUUAUUCGAGAAUUCAAUUUGACAGCCGUUCCACAUUUAUUAGCUUAUCCGCCAAUUGAUAUUUAUAGUUCUCCUGGUACGCCAAUCAACUGGGCUUUCUCACAAUUUUACGAAUAUAAGUUACCUGAAAAUGCUAUUAGUGAUGUGUUCAGAUUGAUGGAUUUUUUGAAUCAAAUAAUGGGUACAAGAAUUAAUGUUCCAUUAGAUAUUAAUGAUAAUAUAGGUUUUGAUUACCAAGUAUUUAUCUUGUAUUUCAUUAUAUUCACUUCUAUUUUUGUCAUCUUAAAAAAGAUAACUUUAAAAUUCCUAAAAUCUUCUGAAUCUGAUUCUGAAUCUAGUGAAUCAGAAAAUAAUACAAUUUCAAAAGAAACGAGAGGUAGACUGAAUAGUAUUUAUAUGCAGAUAGUCUGUAUAUGUAUCUCAUUUGGAAUCUUAUUAACAAGCAUUACAGGAUUAAAAUUUACUCAGAUGAAUCAGAUUGUUUUUAUUGCCCGUAAUGGAGAGGGCCAGAUUAUGUAUUUCAGUGGCGGUACUGGUUGGCAGUUUGGUAUUGAAGUUCUUACUGUAUCUUUGAUGUAUGUCAGUAUGGCACUUCUAGUAGUUGGUUUGGUAUAUUUAUAUAAAGCUGAAAAAUUAUCAUUACUUCAACGCAAUAUUAUUGGAAUAAUAUUAUCGGCAAUGUUAUAUUAUGGAUUUCAUUAUUACUUGCUUUGUUAUGAGAUCAAAAAUAAUGGUUAUCCUUUUACAUAUAAGCUAUUUUAA